Molecule: messenger RNA, 652 nt
Organism: Trichobilharzia szidati
Lineage: Eukaryota; Metazoa; Platyhelminthes; Trematoda; Strigeidida; Schistosomatidae
Source: the annotation of a GenBank genome assembly
GUUUAAGCUAAUGGUAACCUUGAAGGCACAACACAUUUUAAGAAAUGACCUCCAAGCGGGUAGCAGUUUCGACAGUUAAUUGGGCUGAGUUUUAUGCUAAGUGCCCAAAACACCAGUUGGAUCAGUAUCGAGAGUUAAAAACAAAGACAGAUAACCUUGUUUCCAAGAUAUCGUCACUUCCUGAGUCCUUACCGCCUCUGAAUUGGGACCAUUAUGCCAGCGUCGUUCCUGUCGCAGGUUUGGUAGAAAAGUUUAAAAAACAAUAUGCGAGUCUUUCCGUUGAGUACCCAAAAGACACAUCUGGUGCUAUCUCGAAAGUGCAGAGCCAGGGGAAAAUUAUGCUGGAGAACGCCAAACGUCAUUCGGAAGCCUGUAUGAGGAUGAAAACGAGUGCCGAAAAGAUGAAAGCAGCCUUGAAUAAGCUGCCCCCCUUAGAUGAGUUGGCUCCGGAAAUCGGUGUUGCAUAUUUUGGCCUGCCUCCUGACCGUUUCAUUGAUGAAAGAAAACCUUUAUCUCUGGGAAAUACGGCUAUUCUCAAGAGGUCCGCUCCAGUAAUGCACUGGGACUUCAGCUAAGUAGAUAAGCUAUUCGUACAUAGACGAUUGUAUCUUAGUUCUCAUAGAAAAUGUUUAAUAUAUUAUUUCCUGAUUGA